CAGGGUGGCGCGCGUGGGAGCCGACAGUAGGGGGUGGGACUGGGUUUAGUAGGAGACCUGGGGGCCGGGGCCGCCUCCGGACGCCCAUCUACCGGCUUUACUCGCUCCAUCGAGUCGCAGGAGCGGUGGCGACCUCGGCCUCCAGCGUCUCUGGCGAACUGUAGUGGCUGCUGCGGCGGUCAGGAUGGUGUUGCUGGGUUUACUGCAGGCGGGCGGGUCUGUGCUGGGGCAGGCGAUGGAGCGGGUGACCGGCGGCAACCUCCUGUCCAUGCUGCUGAUCGCCUGCGCCUUCACGCUUGGCCUAGUCUACCUGUUCCGCCUCGCAGUCGGCCACCUGGCCCCCCUGCCCGCGGGGGCGAAAAGUCCACCAUACAUUUUCUCUCCAAUUCCAUUCCUUGGACAUGCCAUAGCAUUUGGGAAAAGUCCAAUUGAAUUCCUAGAAAAUGCAUAUGAGAAGUAUGGACCUGUAUUUAGUUUUACCAUGGUGGGCAAGACAUUUACUUAUCUUCUGGGGAGUGAUGCUGCUGCACUGCUUUUUAAUAGUAAAAACGAGGACCUGAAUGCAGAAGAUGUCUACAGUCGUCUGACAACACCUGUGUUUGGGAAGGGAGUUGCAUAUGAUGUGCCAAAUCCAGUUUUUUUGGAGCAGAAGAAAAUGUUAAAAAGUGGCCUUAACAUAGCCCACUUUAGACAGCACGUUUCUAUAAUUGAGAAAGAAACAAAGGAAUACUUCCAGAGUUGGGGAGAAAGUGGAGAAAAAAAUUUGUUUGAGGCUCUUUCUGAGCUCAUAAUUUUAACAGCUAGCCAUUGUUUACAUGGAAAGGAAAUCAGAAGUCAACUCAAUGAGAAAGUGGCACAGCUGUAUGCAGAUCUGGAUGGAGGUUUUAGCCAUGCGGCCUGGCUGCUGCCAGGCUGGCUCCCUUUGCCUAGUUUCAGACGUAGGGACAGAGCUCAUCGAGAGAUCAAGAAUAUUUUCUAUAAAGCAAUCCAGAAGCGCAGACAGUCAGAAGAAAAAAUUGAUGACAUUCUCCAAACUUUACUAGAUUCUACUUACAAGGAUGGGCGUCCUUUGACAGAUGACGAAGUGGCGGGCAUGCUUAUUGGACUGCUCCUUGCUGGCCAGCACACAUCCUCAACUACUAGUGCCUGGAUGGGCUUCUUUUUGGCCAGAGACAAAACACUUCAAGAGAAAUGUUAUUUAGAACAGAAAACAGUCUGUGGAGAACAUCUCCCUCCUUUAACUUAUGACCAGCUGAAGGAUCUAAAUUUACUUGAUCGCUGUAUAAAAGAAACAUUACGACUUCGACCUCCUAUAAUGACCAUGAUGAGAAUGGCCAAAACUCCUCAGACUGUGGCAGGGUAUACCAUUCCUCCAGGACAUCAGGUGUGUGUCUCUCCCACUGUCAAUCAGAGACUUAAAGACUCAUGGGUAGAACGUCUGGACUUUAAUCCUGAUCGCUACUUACAGGACAAUCCAGCAUCAGGAGAGAAGUUUGCUUAUGUGCCAUUUGGAGCUGGACGUCAUCGUUGUAUCGGGGAGAAUUUUGCCUACGUUCAGAUCAAGACAAUUUGGUCCACUAUGCUUCGUUUAUAUGAAUUUGAUCUCAUUGAUGGAUAUUUUCCCACUGUGAAUUAUACAACCAUGAUUCACACCCCUGAAAACCCAGUUAUCCGAUACAAACGAAGAUCAAAAUGAAAAAGGCCACAAGGAACUAACAUGUGAAACAUCACUGUAAACCGCAAAAGCAUUUGAAGAGAAUGAAGUUUACGAAACAACUCCUGGUGUAUUCUUUGAAUUUUAAAGGACAACUAGAUUAACUUACAGUUUUUAUAUUUUCUUAACUGAAUGGUUCCAUCAAAUCUAAUGGCAUUUCGUAUAUUUCCUAAUAGUUUUAUGAUGGCUAUUAAGGAAAUCAAAUUCACUAGUAUGAAAUUAUUUAGGGGGAUCUUGGUAAUUGACAGAUUCUAAACACAGUGUCCAGGUAUUAAUCUUAACAAACAUAGCUCUUGGAAAGUAGGUUUGGGGUAUUUACAUCUUAGAUUAGAUCUGCAAGUAGAAAAAAGCCCAAAGGCCCAGGGAGAUACUUGGAAACUCAGGUUAUUUAUUUACUGAGUAAUGUUUGUGUGUGUGAGUGAGGAUGGGUGGAUAAGGAAUUCCCAUUUAAAGCCUUUGAUAAAAAAGAAUCUGAUCAGUUGUUUUGGUAUGAUACCCAGCGAUGGUGGAGCUAUGCUGUAGAAAAAUGUCCUUUGAAAUUUUAACUGGAAGAAGCAUUGUCUCCAGGAAACAAACAGAUCUGACGAUGACUUAGUAAUUAUGUUUCCUAAAAAAUAAUAGUACUAAAGAAUGCACAAGUAUCUUAAUCUAACUACUAAAUGCUAUAUAUUUGUCUAUCUGAUAAAUUUCUAUCUGGUUCCACAUGGUGACAUAAAUGUGAAAGCCCCAAAUAAAGUCCUUAAGGAAUA
Molecule: messenger RNA, 2463 nt
Organism: Mustela erminea (ermine)
Lineage: Eukaryota; Metazoa; Chordata; Mammalia; Carnivora; Mustelidae
Product: lanosterol 14-alpha demethylase
Exons: 10
Coding region: 185-1696 (503 amino acids)
Molecular function (GO): heme binding; oxidoreductase activity, acting on paired donors, with incorporation or reduction of molecular oxygen; iron ion binding
Source: RefSeq, a predicted model, not a curated record